This is a messenger RNA of Lethenteron reissneri (Far Eastern brook lamprey), 3038 nucleotides long. RefSeq names its product insulinoma-associated protein 1-like. Lineage: Eukaryota; Metazoa; Chordata; Hyperoartia; Petromyzontiformes; Petromyzontidae. Gene Ontology annotation, molecular function: RNA polymerase II cis-regulatory region sequence-specific DNA binding; DNA-binding transcription repressor activity, RNA polymerase II-specific. Gene Ontology annotation, cellular component: transcription repressor complex; nucleus. The record is from RefSeq and is a predicted model, not a curated record. Gene Ontology annotation, biological process: neuron differentiation; regulation of cell cycle process; negative regulation of transcription by RNA polymerase II.
UGCGCGGUGCAAGUCCCCAUUGGCUGGCGCGGCUCCACUCAGGCGCGACAAAGGAGGGAACAAUAGCGGUGGGCGCCGUUAAAAACAGUGAAGAAAUGCCCCGGCUCGCAUUGCAAAGCACCGCGUCUCGGCCUCCCCCUCCUCGCCCGAGUCACCGCGUCCACAGCGCUGCUCGUUACCUUCCUGCGCCUUAGACCAACAAGAACACCACCACCACCACAGACAUAUAUUUAGCGGAACAGCGAGAGCGUGCGCGUGUGUUUACUACGACGACUGCUGCUGCUACUGCCGCGAACACGGAACCAAACUUAAGCGGUCGUACUGGUGACGGCUGCUGCUGCUGGCUGAGACUCUAUCGUCGUUAAUCCGCGCGCAUGUUUUGACACCAAAAAAAAAACAUUACCGAAGAGACGUUGACAGACCAGUGCCUGCAUCCGUAAAAUCCCCUCCGGUGGGGCGAAGCGAUUUACAAAUCCGGCGUCUGCGCUCGCGUGAACUCGAGAGGAUGCCUCGCGGCUUCUUGGUGAAACGGAGCAAGCGCUCGGCCGCGAACUCGUACAGAAUUCGCGAGCAGGACGACGAGUCGCCCAGCUCCGAGCCGGCGUCGCUCUACGACUCGUCCAACCAUCUCCGGCCGGACCGCUCGCCACCCCCGCCGCCUCCUCCUCCUCCUCCACCCCCACACGCCAGCCCGGCUCGCCCCUUGGCCUCCGCGACUCGCCGCGAUGCGGGACCCUCGCCGCCGCCGCCGCCUCCUCCUCGGUCGCAGACGCCCACGCCGGAGCGCGAGCGGCCGGUUCAGUUCGGAACUCCCGACUCGGGCUACUCCUCCUACAGCCCCGUGCGGCCUGUGAGCGCGGGAGAGCAAGACAAGCAAUUCUUCGGGCGCAGCUUUCACAUGCAGGGCUCUCCCGUGGCGGCCGACUCGUUCCAUCCGCACCCGCCACCACCACCACCUCCUCCGCUGUUGUCGAUAUCAUCGUCGUCGUCGUCGUCGUCAUCCCUGCAGCAGCUGCCUCAUCUGGAGAGAGUGUUCCACUCUGUCGCCGCGCCGCCGAUCGCGGUGAAGUUGGCGCUGUUGGGGGCCGUGCAACCGCCUCUCUCCGCGCCUCCUCCUCCUCCUGCCGCUGUCGCCGUCGCCUCGAAGCGAGCGGGCGGCAAGAGCGCGGCGGCUGAGCGCGGAGACAAGCCGCCUCCCAAGAAGUACAAGACGUCCAAGAAGCUGAGCUUCAAGGAGGAGGUGCUCACGUCACCCGUGCUCGGCCUGCGCAUCAAAGAGGAGCCCGUGGAGCCCAAGCCCCGGCAGGUGGUCGACGGCGCCAGACCGCUGGCCGAGUUCAUCUGCCAACUGUGCAAGGAAGAGUACCUCGACCCCCUGUCGCUGGCGCAGCACAAGUGCUCGCGCAUCAUCAAGGUCGAGUACCGCUGCCCCGAGUGCGACAAGGUGUUCAGCUGCCCGGCCAACCUGGCCUCGCACCGACGGUGGCACAAGCCGCGAUCUGUCGCAGCCGCCGCCGCCGCCGCGGGCGCCGGCGCGGGCACAGACGCCGGACAGCACAAGGCAAGGGCGGAGGACGAAUCCAAGGCGACAGGCGAGCACCAGCAGCAGCAGCAGCAGGGCUGCGAGGGUGAGACGCAGCACGAGCAGCGGUCGGUACCCUCUAACGCUGUCCCGGACGAAGGGCAGUUCGAGUGUGAUCAGUGCUCCAAGCGUUUCCGUCGCAAGGCGUCCCUGCAGAAGCACUUAGCCGUGCACCAGCCCGUUCAGCACCUUGGAGAGCGCGCCUUCGUCGAAUCCACGCAACAGCAGCAGCAGCAGAAGCAGCAUUAUCAGCAGCAACAGCAGCAGCAACAGCAGCAGCAGCAACAGCAGCAGCAACAGCAGCAGCAGCAACAGCACGCUCGGCCGUGGCUCCUUCAGCAGCAGCAUCACCAUCACCACCAAGCGCCCGAUGCCAGCGCCACGGCUCGCCGUUUCAUGGAGGCACGAGAGGCGGCUCUGCAGGCGAGUGGAGGAGACCCCUACCUCAUCGGGGAGCGGAUAGCGGCCAAGGCGGCGGCCGUGGAGAGAUUGAUUCGACUGCAGGGAGCGGCCACCGAGGUGUUUCUGUGCAAGUUCUGCGCGCUCACAUUCUACAGCUCCCCGGGUCUCACGCGACACAUUAACAAGUGUCACCCGUCCGAAAACCGGCAGGUCAUUUUGCUUCAAAUGCCCGUUCGGCCGACCUGUUGAUGGAGGAGGGUUGAGCACCUUGCAACUCUCUUGACUGUCGCCACUCUCCCAUGUCACGAUUCGAGAGAGAGAGAGUGAGAGAGGGGCGAGGGAGUCGAGUGAGAGAGUCGAGGUUGUUUGCAGGAUGUCACACAAAAUAGCUUUUGCUGCGUUAAGUCCGAGAGGUGGUUAAUUGUUCUUAUCGUUGUCUUAAAAAGGGCCUCUCUCGUAACCCCAAGUUUUGUCACUGCUCACUCACAGAUAGCCUUGUUUUCUAAUAAAUAAAUAAAUGCCAUAAAUAUUAAACAAAAAAUAUAUAUAUACCAGAGAAGAAGACACGCGUUAAGUGGUGUGUCAUGUUCUGUACGCUUUAACAUUUGUAAACAUGAAAAUAAAUGUUCUUGUUCAAAGGUAUCUACAAUCGCUUUUUGAAAAUAAUUAUAAUCGAUUACAUUGUUUUUUAAAUUAAUUGUUUUGUACCAUGCGUGUGAAUGCAUAGCAUUUGUUUAUAUUGUGCGUGUGCUUAUUUGUCGGGGUGUCUGAUUUGUGUCGCUUCAUUCUUCGUUAAAUAAUAUGUGCAACCUAAGUUAUGAAUUUAAAAAAAGUUUUAUUUAUUAUUAAAUUGCGUUUAAAUGUUUUGGAUAUAUUAAGUAUACGCUUCAUCGUUAUUUAUUAUGUCAAAAUUGUAGAACACCUGAUCUCCCUGAAGCUUUAGAGCAUGUGUCAUCUAUGCUGCCUUAUUCAUGUAGUCAAUCUUCAAGUGUCUUAUAUUGUCCCAGAUGUAUCUUUCGUAUUAUGGCGACUGUGUAUUCGACAAUAAUACAGC